AUGACAUUCUCCGAAGCUGAGAAGGCCGCCAUCAAGUCCGUCUGGGGCAAGGUGUCUGGCCAUGCUGAGGACAUCGGAGCAGAGGCUCUGGAGAGGAUGUUCCUCAGCUUCCCUCAGACCAAGACCUACUUCAGCCAUUUUGAUAUGAGCCAUAACUCCAAGGAUCUCCGCAGGCAUGGUGGCAAGGUUGUCAAUGCUAUCGGAAAUGCCGCCAGUCACAUGAAUGAUCUUGACGGUGCUCUCUCUGCCCUGAGUGACCUCCAUGCUCAGAACCUGAGAGUUGACCCUGGCAACUUCAGACUGCUGUCUCACUGCAUCCAGGUGACUCUGGCUGUCCACUUCCCCAAGGAGUUUAAUGCUCCUGCCCACGCUGCC
This is a messenger RNA of Staurois parvus, 375 nucleotides long. Lineage: Eukaryota; Metazoa; Chordata; Amphibia; Anura; Ranidae. The record is from the annotation of a GenBank genome assembly.